AUGCCUUACUACUGCACAGUGCCGCGUUGUACGUCGAUGGCUGGAAAGGUGAAGAACGUAUCAUUUCACCAAUUUCCGAAGGACGAGGAGCUUGCAAAACUGUGGAACGAUAUCUUGAAACGCGGUAAACCGUACACGAAGUACUCUAAAGUGUGUAGUCUCCAUUUCAAGCCCGAAGAUUACACUAUAACUAGCACAGGAAAGAAUAAAGGUCAAUGGAGGAGUCUUCGCAAGGAUGCAAUACCAUCGCAGAACUUACCCACAGAUGGACCAGCUCCAUACACAAGGAAACAAUCUGGUUCCUCGACACCUAACAGUGUCCCAACACUUGAUCCUCACCUAAAUAAUAUACAAAUCCGUGAGCAUGCUCAACAUCUGGCUCGAGCCAUUUAUAUGCAGACCAUGCUAGCCUUGCAAGCUUCGGGCGUACAGGAUGUCAUAGCCAACGGACUUAGUAAUGGUAUACCACCAGUUCCUCAACCACAAGAAGCUAAUUCUCCAUCAUCACAAACACUGGAAGAGCCUGAAAGCCAUCCUAGCCAAGCACCAAACCCGCUCAGACCUGAUAUUUAUAACACAUCAUACCAAUGUAUGGAUUGUUCAAAAUGUUUCAAGGAUCCCGACGUAUUUGCCAUACACAAAAGGACUCAUAAGGACCCGGAAACGACAAACGGUAAGGAAAAUCUCGACCUGAACACUUUGAAGCCAGAAAUGCUAAAAGCUAAUCCCAUACUGGCGAACCUUCUCAGAAGUUCAGUCGAAAGAAAUAUAUUUACAAGGAAUAUUUUCGAGAAACAGCUAAUGGUCAGUUUUUCUAAUAUGGAUAGAUAUUUUAACAGCGUCGCGAAAUUCGAUUGUGAUAGCGAUUCUAUUGAUGACAGUAACUUGGUUAUAGAUGAGAAUGUAGCUUAAG
Molecule: messenger RNA, 913 nt
Organism: Spodoptera exigua (beet armyworm)
Lineage: Eukaryota; Metazoa; Arthropoda; Insecta; Lepidoptera; Noctuidae
Source: the annotation of a GenBank genome assembly